Molecule: messenger RNA, 1902 nt
Organism: Solenopsis invicta (red fire ant)
Lineage: Eukaryota; Metazoa; Arthropoda; Insecta; Hymenoptera; Formicidae
Product: divergent protein kinase domain 2A
Exons: 4
Coding region: 434-1684 (416 amino acids)
Source: RefSeq, a predicted model, not a curated record
GCGCGUUCGGCGCUCCCUUCGCCAGUUGUGCCAAUAGUCGGGCGUCAGGUUAGGUUAUGCAUUUAAAGCACCGGGAAUAAAUAGUAACCUGUAAACCCAUGUUUUGAAAAGUCUUAUAAAUAUUAUCACGACGUCAUAUAAGCAUAAUUCCCUGUGGGAAGUUGAGCACGUCGGACUUUGAGAAAUCAAAGUCACAAUUAAAAAAAAAAAAAAAAAAAAAAUUAUAAAUAUUAUAAGGACUCGUUACAAAUUCAGAAAAAGAUAAUAUAACGAUAAUAAACAGUUACAAGUUUGAGUUGUUUUGUUCUCUAGAAUUUUAAGGCAGGAUUUAAGGCACCAAUGCAGUCAUCAUCCAGCGAUAUAUAACCGAAAAAGUCUGCAAAAUAUGGUGACUCUAUGUAGAAAGAUAAAAGAGAGAUAUACUUAUUGAUUCAUGAUUCUAUAUUAUAUACGUAACAUUUUUAGAUUUAAAAAAUGGAAAAUAUUACUAUUAAUUGCUAUCAGCAUCUUUACUUUAAAAAUAAAUGUUAUUUUACAAAAUUUAUAUCCUUCAAUAACGCAGCUAACAGAACUGCAAAAGUGUCCAGCAUGUUACGGGGUUUCGGCGUGUCAUAACAUUCAUAAAAUAGAUCUUCUGUGGAAUGAUGUUAAUGCGAUAAUCUCCCACUUGUUCGGCGUUAAAAAUGUAUUCUUCGGAACAUAUAAUCAAAGCAAAGUGGUGCUAAAGAAAUUGGCACACUCUUCUGAAUUGAAAGCUCUUGAUAUUACAUUAUGCAGCAAACUCCAUUUGGGAUAUCCUUGCUCGAAUGUUCCGUUAGACAGAUACACAGCAGAUUUUUAUAAUCUUAUUAGAAAGACAAUUACUUCUGAUUUUUCCCAAGAUGAUACGAGUCGCUUGAGGCUUUGUCCAACAAUAGAGCAUUUAGAUGAUCUAUUUUACAAUGUUCAUCUUAAUAAUGAACACAUUAAUCCCAAGCAAUAUUUAAUUAAUCUUUGGACAUUAGUUUCCAUAAAUCCAGAGCCACUAAUUCUUCAGAUAUUAUCUGCUGAAGAUGGAUGGCCUGUACCAAAAUAUUUCGGAGCUUGUGGCCGAAUUAUUAUUGAAGAAUAUAUUGGAUUGCCACUUUCCGAUUGUUACGAUAAACCUUGGAUUCAAAGAGUGAAAAUUGCUUCAAGCCUUUUAAAUGCUGCUUAUAUGUUUACUUUUAAAAACAAAAAGUUUAGUUUUUAUUUAACAGAUGUAUCGGCCGAUAAUAUUGCGGUUGACCAUGAAAAUGUAGCAAAAUUUAUCGAUUUGGAGAAUAUUAUUAUUGUUGAUAAAAUUAUUUCUCAACAGGAUGAAUCAAAAGAGUGGCAGAAAAUACAUAAAAACAUAAUGCAUUUUAAUUGUCCCAAUUGUUUUGCAUUUUCUCCGAAGGAUAUUUGUAAUCAUCAUCUAAGUGAUCACAAUUAUUAUGCAAUUUGUCGGCUUCUAUUAAGUUCAGGAAAUGAAGAUCCAUUUCCUGGUGGAUUUCUUCAUGAUGUACCUGUUAAUAUUCAACAGCAAUACCCAGAUAUUGAGCAUUUGUUGCAACAAUGCGCCGUUCCUGAUUCUACUAAUUCCAGAAUAUUAUUUGGUCAGCGAUUCAAGGCAUUAUUGGAUAUGAUUUUAAAAGAAUUACUUUCACACAAAAAUAUAACAUAACAUACAAUAGUAUCUUGAAAAAUCUUUUAACACUAUAUGAUUAUUAUGAUAAAUAUUUAAGAUAUACCUUUAUCUAUGCUAUUUUUAUAAUUUAAAAAAAAAUAUUUUAUAUUUUUGAUAAUUGUUUUUCAAAUGUAUAUUUUUUAUAUUAAUCUAUAAUUAAAUGUUUGUUCGCACAUAAGCAAUUCGUCAAUAAUAUUAAUAAAAUUGUAUAUAAU